AAUCAAUCGAGACAUUCAACAGAUCAGCCAUACAAUCAAACCAAUUAGUGCUCAAUGGAUCACAAAAGGUAUCUUAAUGUAGUCGACACGUUCUUCUGCACUAGAGACGGACCAAUCUAGGAGUGUUCAUACGAUAAUCUUAAGACAAUGACUUCACUCAAGAUAGACAGAGAUGGAGAAUUGAAGAUGUAUCAGCAGAAGAACAGUCCGUACAAGACAAACUUUAGACAGGAGGCUAUCCUGAAAAGGAGGGAGCUGACCACGAAUGCAUUGCUGCGCUUUGAAAAAACACAAAACAAAGGUCAGCAAGAGAGACAAUCUGCAUCGAGAAGUCUGGUCACUAUAGACACGCACAAAGCACGCAGCAACAGUGAAGUCUUGAGGCUAGUCAUACGAGAUCUGGGCUGGAGAGAGUACACAUUUCCGCGACGUGAUCAGAACUGUGACGUCACGUGGCACGCCAUCUCGUACUUUGAUCAAAGUGAUAUUUUUACAGGACAAAUUAACAAAUUUCCAGGAUCUCUAGAAAUAUUUCACAAAGUCAACCUCUUUAGAUGGCUGGAAUUUAUGAAAUCUGUCUUCCCAGAGAAAUAUAACUUUUUCCCAAGAACAUGGUUUCUACCACACCAGUAUAAUGAUUUCGUUACUGAGGUUAGAAGUAUGAAUGAAAAGAAGCCCCAAAAUAAGCCCAUGUUUAUAGUCAAGCCCAGUGAAGGUUCCCAAGGUGAAGGCAUUUAUUUAUUACGUGACCCCAGACAAUAUAACCACUACAACGGCCGCAAUCACGUGAUCCAGGAGUAUCUGAGUGACGUCUUUCUCAUUGAUAAAUUUAAAUUUGAUCUCAGGGUCUAUGUUGUCCUAAAAUCUAUAGAACCUCUGGAGUUUCACAUCUGCAGAGAAGGGCUGGCCAGAUUUUCGACAGUCCCGUAUGAGCAGCCAAAUAACAAAAAUAUGGCUGAGACUUUUAUGCACUUAACAAACUACUCACUCAAUAAGAAAAGUUCGGAAUUUAAAAUUUCUGACAAGGAUGACGAAGGCAGUAAGAGAAAGCUGUCUGCUGUGUUCAAGGUCAUUGAAAAACUGGGUCAUGACGUAGACCUUCUCUGGGAGAAGAUUGAUAAGAUGGUUACGUUGACUUUGAUAGCAGUGGCAGGAGAGUUGAAAGUGGAGCUGCAGGGAGCUAUACCCCCUGGGAAACUGGGACCCACUUGCUUCCAGAUCUUGGGCUUCGAUAUCCUUCUAUUGAAAGACUUGGAACCCUCUUUACUUGAAGUGAACUCUAACCCGAGCCUCAGCAUAACGGAAGAGCACGAGACACCGACAGGUGGCGUUGAGUACAAAAUCUCUUCCAAGGAUGAAGAAAUCAAACGGAAGUUGAUCCGAGACACUCUGAUUUUGAUAGCGCCCAAAAAUAAAUACACAAGAAAAAGACGUAAACGCACCAGAAGAAAGCUAAGAGAAGGGGAAGAAGAAAUGGACGUGGACACUGCUGACAGUAGAUCCAGGCAUAGGCGUCAUCGCCGAAGGGAAAAAGCCAUUUCCAUCAAAUUCAACGACGAAGACGAAGGCGGAGACAGCAAGAAGUCUAUCUUUGACGAGUCUCCGAAGUUCGUCCGUACCGAGACCUGCCGAGUGUUCAUCGAGGGCGAAGGGGAGGUGCAUUUCACAGAGCAAGGCCCCACCAAUUCGAAAUACAAGAGCCGACAUCGCAAUCGGAAGAGCUCAUCACACGGAAGCAAAAACCGUAAACACAAGCGAAAACACAGAGACCCCGAGAGAAUGGACACCUCUGACCACCUUCCCCCGGUGAUACCCUCACAGGAACAAGAGGAGGUCAAAACGGAGGAUGAGGACGACCAGAACGUGGAUGCUCCUCACGAGACAUCGGAGAACUCUCAAGAGGAAUCAUCCGAGGAAGAAUACGAAGAGGAAGAAUCCUGUCUGAGGGAAAUUUUCCCGGCUGUGUACGGGAAGAGCUUUGAGGACGAGAGAAUCCUGGAAAAGAUUGCGGACAUCUUUAUUUCAUGUCUUGGUGUGAAAGGAUCCAUGCGCAUGGGACCAACAAUGUUCCGACUGUUUGCAAGAAAGUGUCGCCUGAACAAAAGGGGCAUAACCAAUGCAGCUAUCGACAUUCUGUACAUUGACAUGCAAAGGAAGUUUGAGUACUUGAACCCUGACAGGACGGCAGGUGUCUGUUUCUUCGCUUUUGCUGGAGGAUGCGUUCGACUCGCUACACUGUUCAACGGCUCGUCCUUGACAUCGCAGCUCCGAAACUUCUUGGAGCACUGUCAAACCUUCAUGCGAAUACCCAGCGAGUGGGAGGCUGAAGCGGUGCUCAAAGCACGCCAGAGGUUCAGCCAGAGGGCGAGAGAAGGCAUGCUGGAAGAUGGAACGGAAGAAAUCUACGAGCUAUCCUUCAAAGGUGAGAGGUCAAAGACGCAAGUCCCAGACGAUUGGCCGACAUUGUUGGAGGAAAAAUACACAGAUCGGACAUUUUCUAAUCCCCAGAAAAAACACACCAGUAUUUUUAGUCUACUGCAAAGUUUAAGAAGGCUGUGAUGGAUGUUGAAUUAACAACCUAUUUAAACUUAUCUAUUAUUGAACCAAAAACGUUCCCCCAACUCUGUUGUUUAUUUCAUUAUAGUUAACUCUUUAAUCUCUUUUUGAUGAAUUGUUCAAGUAUAUUAUUUAUAUUUACUAUAUUUAUUUUUAUAUAAAUAACGCAGUACACUCAAUUUGCAAUGGGGCGCAACUCGUAUAUAUUUAUAGCUUGUGCAAUUUAAUGCAAGACGUGAGAGUUACCUGCAAGAGAUUACUUUGUGUGCCUCUAGUUCUAACAGAAUCUUCAAGUAGGUCAACAAGUAUGAAUCAAUGCGUGUUUGUAAAGUUAUACUCUUACCGACACAAUGUUCAACAAAAUAUUUUAAGACUGUUUAAAUCAUGAAAAAAAAAGGUGUGAAUGGCGCCGGCUGCACUUUUGUUUGCCUGUUUCACUUUAUUUAUUAUGAAAUUUUUUAUUUGUAAUCAUUUAAAGUCUACAGUUGGUUGCAUAUUUCUCUUCUCUAUUAUCUGUUAUUCUUGAUCCAUUUUAUUGCAUUUUAAGCUAUCAAAUAUGUAUCCAUGUAUAAACUAUAUCUCUUUAUCAAGUCAAAGAUAAUCGAGCAGCAGCACUGUGCCCUUAAUGUAGAAACGGAGAUUUUGUAUAACUAAAAAACAUAAAGGGUUGGAUAUCAAAUAUGUUUUAUUAUAUUCCCAUGUGCAAUGUUUCCAUUUUAACAUUUGGUUGUACUUUUUAAAGUCUUUCACUAUUGCUAUCAGUAUUUUUUAAAAAAAAUCUGUAUAUCAAUAGACUCUCUAUUUUAUACACAAUUUAAAACUUGUAUACUAUUUCUCUCUUUCUCUUUUCAU
This is a messenger RNA of Biomphalaria glabrata, 3408 nucleotides long. RefSeq names its product tubulin polyglutamylase TTLL11-like. Bases 148 to 2559 code for a protein of 803 amino acids. The record is from RefSeq and is a predicted model, not a curated record. The transcript has 10 exons. Gene Ontology annotation, biological process: protein polyglutamylation; microtubule cytoskeleton organization. NCBI's taxonomy places the organism in Eukaryota, Metazoa, Mollusca, Gastropoda, Planorbidae. Gene Ontology annotation, cellular component: cilium. Gene Ontology annotation, molecular function: tubulin binding; tubulin-glutamic acid ligase activity.